Molecule: messenger RNA, 2549 nt
Organism: Prorocentrum cordatum
Lineage: Eukaryota; Dinophyceae; Prorocentrales; Prorocentraceae
Source: the annotation of a GenBank genome assembly
GCGGUGUAUGAGGAAGGCCUGGAGCUCCGACGCGUCGCGAUUUGGUCACCACAUGGGGGGCCCAGAGGUCAGAGGUCCGGACCUCUUUGCUUUGGGGCCAGCUUCUUCGUCCUCUGUCGCUUCUUGGUGGUCGCAGCGCCCAGCAAGGGUCCCUGGAUGCCAAGAAUUGCCACACAUUGUCCGCCGAUUUUUUUUUUCGCGACGCGAGGAGGCGGGAGGAGGAGGGGCAGGACUACGCCGGUAUCGCCCCCGAUGAAGCGCAGAUGGCCGAGCUCGUCGACCAUGUGUCGACCGGCGCCCUGGGGCGGGCGCUGGUCUCGGGCAUCUGGGAGUUGAGCCCAGGGUUGGCUCACCCGCGGGGCCUGACCGGCUGCGCUUUCCUCGCGUCCUACGAGGUUACGUCCCUGCUCAACCUUGACCUCUGCUCCGACGGGGUCCACGCGCCCUUGAGGUGGUUCUGCCCGGAAGCCUGUGGGUGCGACCCGUCGUACAGCAUGAGCCAGUGCCCCGUCGCGUGCAUCCUCCCAGAGUGCCUCACUGAGUUCGCCGGGUGUGCUCACGUGCACCCUUGGUUCAGCGACGAGUGCCUCGCCGGGUACGACAACGCCGGCGGGCAGCCCACAUGCAAGAAGUGCACCGGCGGCGCAACGAGGCGGCGGCGGGCGACCAGCUGCACGGACUGCCCCGAGGGCUUCUUCGACGACGAGAACGUGGACGACUGCGAGCGGUGCCUGGAGGGGGCCACUCGGCGGCGCCGCUCCGAGUCCUGCACGGACUGCGGCCCGGGCAGCUACGACGCCGGCGACAGCGACGAGUGCACGCCCUGCCCUGGCGGGGCCACGACGCGCAGGCGGUCGACGUCCUGCGUGGAGUGCGCGGCGGGGAGCUACAGCGAGGGGGGCGUGGAGGACGACUGCCAGCCGUGCAUGGGCGUGUCGACGUCGAGGCGGCGGGCGGCCAACGUCAGCGAGUGCCCGCCCAGCUAUUACAACGACGGCAGCUCCGACGACUGCUCCCAGUGUGGCGGCCUGGGCGGCGAGACCCGGCGCCGGCGUGCCGAGUCCUGCACCGCCUGCCAGAAGUACGCGAGCUCCGAGGGCGAGGACGGCUGCUCGCCUGUGGACUGCCCCUCCGAUGCAACGGGGGAGAGCGUGUCUGCGGGCUGCUGGUGUGGCACCGGAUUUUCGGGCUCGAUCCGAGCUACGACCGAGUCGCCGUAUUAUUCGGGCGAGUGUGUGGAGCUGCCCUUCUACAUCAGGACCUCAGGAUUCUGCCCCGUUCCGAUAUUGAAUGCCGACCUGUGUGCGAAAGCCGCACAGGUGGUUGGUCUCAGAGCGACCUAUGAUGAAGACUUCGUGACCGAUCGUGCCGAAUCUUGGGUGGUGGUCGACGAUGACUACAUCCCAGGAGAUUACUCAUCGGAGCCGAGUGGGUGUUACGAGACGCCAGAUGACGGCUCUGAAUUAUUUAUCAACGCUGUCGGGGAGAACGCCUGCUCUUCAUCCUACAGGUGCAUCUGUCUGGGGUACGAGAACGAGUUCGCUUGCACGGAUUUGAGUGGCAGUAUUGGCGGCGCAGCUUGCCCCGACACUGGCAACAUCUCUUUCCAAGCAACCACUGAUUGCGAUGAUGUCGAUAGGUGGUCAUGCUGCGGGUGCGGCGGCGGGGAGCUCGAGAAGCCGAAUAACAACGGGUGCGUGGACACAGACGGCUUGUCUCUCCGCGCUCCGAUCACGGAAGGCACGCCGGGCCAGGCGGAGUCUUUCGAGGUUGAGGACAGGGGCCAGGUUGAGGACAGGGACGCCACCCCUUCACCUUCAACAGUCUCGUGCCUCCAGUGGGAUUGGGCGCCGCACACCUGCCAGUGGGCGAGUUACUACGAUUCUGAGGACUUCACCGCGACCGACAUGUGCUGCUCUUGCGGUGGGGGGACAUACGAGACCGAGACCCACAGCGAGACCACUAGGACAACCACUGAGACGACCACCGAGGCGACCAACGGGACGACCAACUGGACAAUCACCGAGACGACCACCGAGACGACCACAAACGCCAACGUCACUAUCGGCGGACCGCUCUGACCAGUAUGCAAGUGCGCAGGCUGCAGCCUGGGUUCCUCCAGCUAUUGCGACUCUGCUCGCCGCGUUGCCCGCUUGCGUCCCUCCUUCCGUCACUCCUCCUCUUUCGAGGAGGACGCCUCCUCCUUCUCCUCCUCUCCUGUGUAUACGCUGUGCCGCCCUGUAAAGCGAGGUGAGGACAAGCGUGCCUUCCUUCAGGGCAGGCGGGCCCUCCCGUCGCAGCCGCUCCUCCGGCAGCUCGUGGGCACCUCCUGGGCCCCUCGGCGUCCGCCGCCGUGGCUUUUGAAGGCCCGCGUGGCCCUCGGAGCUUUCGGCACGGGUCUCCGAUCGCUUCGUUGCGGACCAUUUCUGCUGAUGGCCUCGGGGCCGACAUCAGCCCCUGGAGGCCCAACGCGUAAAAGAAGUGGCCGUCGCGAUUUGUCCGCGCCCUUUUGCUCCUCCUCCUCCUCCUCCUCCUCCUCCUCCUCCUCC